Messenger RNA from Marchantia polymorpha subsp. ruderalis, 4527 nucleotides. NCBI's taxonomy places the organism in Eukaryota, Viridiplantae, Streptophyta, Marchantiopsida, Marchantiales, Marchantiaceae. The record is from the annotation of a GenBank genome assembly.
CCCAUCUGACCGAAUGCCUGCUGCUGCUGGGCUGCUGGCCCGAAUGUGGAUCGCGGCAAUGUGGUGGGCUGGCCUGACGGCACUGGGGAGGGGGAUGGAUGUGUGAGCCAACGGAGUUGAUGAGGGAGGCGAAGCAGGAAGGAAGGAAGGAACAGGAGCGAGGCCUUCGGUCCUUAUCGGAGGAGGAAGGAGACAACUCCAUUAUACAGUGUGUCAGAGAAAUCAACUACCAAAGACCAGGGGUAUCUCCCCAUUUGUUCGGUCUCACAUCGGAGCUGAGAUUUGCAUCGCAACUGCCCCCUCGCUCUCCCCAUAUGCUCUCGGCCAGCUAUGGCGACGCCUAGUACUGCUCUCGCAUCGUAAGGCCCCGGGACUCCUCGCUCGUGCCUCGGACGAUCACGGUCCGUCAACAAUCAAUCGUGCUCUCGCUCACACUCACUGGGAUUAUUUUUUCGCUCAUCAUCCAUCGAUGUUGGUUUCGAUUGAGACCUCGGUGGUGGGCUGAGUCUGACUGACCGUCGCUUCGUCCAUGGCCAGUCUAGGCCCCAGCUUGGCUUCCUUCUACAACGCACGCUUCGCUCUCAGAUUGAAACUCAAGCAGCAAGUCCCAUUUUCAUGGGUCGCGUUUAUGGAGUAAGCGACAUCAACGCACGGCUUGCUGCUGAGGCGCGAAGGUACGGAUCCUCUGAACAAAUGGAUCCUUACGAGGCUUACCGAGUUGUCUGCGCGAGAGUUCAAAACCUAGACCCGGAGAACGUUUCCAAGAUAAUGGGGUACCUGCUUCUUCAGGACCAUGGAGAUGAGGAAAUGUUCCGUCUGGCUAUGGGCUCCGAUGGCCUCAUCCAAAACAUGGUUGUGAAGGCCAGGAAGGAGCUCGCUCAACUGAACCGGCCCCCGUCGGCUCAACAAAAUUCUGUGCAGUUGACAUCCCAACUUGCGCACCACUCCCUCCAAUCUUCGCUUCUCCAACAGACAUUAAGUCACAUUUCGGCCCAACAGUCUCCAAAUCAACUCUCGUCCAUUUCUCACGUGCAGCCCGAACAAGAUCAUCGUCGUCCGACGCCUUUGUAUAUUCCUGACAGCCAUCCUUACCUGAACUUCAGCAUCAGCCCAAUGCAAGAGCAAGUGCCCCUCCACGAGAAGCUAGCAUCCCUGCACGACAAGCUACCCUCCUACCAUGACCAGCUUCUCUACCACGAUCAGCUUCCAAUCCACGACCAGUCCCUCUUCAACGAUUCCCCUGAUGCUCAGUCUUCUCAAAUACGUAUAUUUCCGAAUGAGCACUUCUAUCCCGAAACGUUUGCGUUCCUUAACAGUAGCACGAAGCUCAGCGCAGCAGCCGACCACUUGUAUUCUAGAUCUAGCAGUAGGCGGAACUCUCCCAUAGUCGACAGUUCAUCGCCACCCGAUAUCGGUCCAGCUCUUGCAUGGAAACCAUGUUUAUAUUUCGCCCGUGGGUUCUGCAAGCAUGGGAGCAACUGUCGAUUUCUGCAUGGACCCGUGAGGGAGAAUUCGGGCUCAUCGUCGACUAGCAGCGGCCAGAGAGAGAUGAGGGGAGAGGAGGGCAUCGCAUCGGGCUCGUUGGAAAGACUGGAGAUGGAAUUGCAGGAGCUUCUCAGGGGUAGGAGGGCACCGGUGUCCAUUGCCUCUCUUCCUCAGCUGUACUACGAGCGUUUUGGAAAGACUCUCCAGGCCGAAGGCUACUUAACUGAGAGCCAGAGGCACGGAAAGGCCGGAUACAGCCUGACGAAGCUCCUCGCUCGUCUGAAAAAUACUGUCACCCUGAUCGAUCGGCCUCACGGUCAGCAUGCUGUGGUGCUUGCGGAGGAUGCCCAUAGGUUCACCGCGUUCAGAGGAGAGCGAGACGACCUUAGUGGUGUGAACCCCAGCUCUCGACAAAUUUAUCUGACCUUCCCCGCCGAAAGUUCCUUCACAGAGGAAGAUGUAACUUCUCACUUCAGGGCGUAUGGUCCAGUACAAGACGUAAGAAUACCUUACCAGCAGAAGAGAAUGUUCGGGUUUGUUACGUUUGUGUACUCCGAAACGGUCAAGGCAAUUCUGUCAGAAGGAAACCCUCACUACAUCUGCGGAGCCCGUGUGCUCGUGAAACCCUACAGAGAGAAGGGCAAGCAUGGUGACAGGAAGUACUCUGAGCGAGGUGACCACCCGAGAUAUCAACAGAGUCGUAGCCUUGAGUCUAAAGAUUACGACUAUCAACACCCGCCGACCCCGAAGUACUUCGACGACGAUGAGACCUUCACGCGGCGCCUAGAGGAAGAGGAACAACAAGUUUUGGAUCUCGACAGAAGAAGGCUCGUUGACUUGCAACAGCUGCAGCACCUCGAUGUGCAGAGACGUCGAGCCCAGCAGCAGGCUCAGGCACAGGCUGAAGCGGAGGCCAAUCUGCAGGCCGUUGCCCAAGCGCACGUUCAAGCACAAGCUCAGGCUCAGGCUCAAGUACAAGCCCAACAAGGAAUUUCGAACGGUGGAUACAUUUCAGAGGAACUCAAUCUAAACUCCGAAGACAUGCCACAUUUUCACUCUGACAACUCAUUCGGGUACCUUUUGGACGUACUGGAUGGAGAGAACGGAGACGAUGGAGAUCCUAAUGAAACCUUUGGUGGAAUGCAGCAGGGAGGUCACAAUCUACCCGACAGCCCCUUCACCAGUCCACACGGAACCAAUAAGCAGAAGGCUGCGUUUUCUUUACCGGAGAAAAUGAAGAGCCUGAAUCUUGGAGGACAGACCAGCUCAUGGAGUCAGUACCAUCACGGAUCACCGACCCUUUUUGCAUCCAAUGUAUUCUAAGCUAUGAUAUUGAGCAAAGACGAAGAAGGCCGAUUUGUCGACGACACAUUGGCAGCGACGACAUUGGCAGUAUAUAGAAAGUAGAGUUCGACAGCGGCUCACCUCUCCCCCUUCUCUCAUGGGUCCCAGCGGGAAAAAACAUUUCUGUGGACUGACCGGGUGAGGUGAGCCAAAGCAGAAUUUGACCACAGCAGUCACUAUGAACAGUAAACACAUGUACUGGGUCCCUUUGGGUGGGCCCCAAUCCACUCCUUGGCAAGAAUAUCAUGUGCCAAGGUGCCAAGUCAAGCCAGGUACGGCGAUAGUAUAUGAAAGCAAAAAAGAGUCCCACCACACCACACUUGGAAGCAGGGUGGACUGUGCCUAGCUUAUCCAAGUAGAGAAAGGCCCAUUUGAGGGCCUGAUGUCAAUAACCACAACAGAUGUAACUGAAACAUUAAUUGGAGGGUACCUUAGGAUGCAAAGAGUGGUAGUAAUAGCGUCUUGUUGGGUUGUCAGUCAAUGCUCAAUCCACGAUAUCUGCGCCAUGGGAGGGGCAUAUAGGCGCAUGGUGUCAUGCGUGCUACCACAUCUUACCUAAUUAUUUGGGGUCACCAACUCAAGACCCUUCCAUUAUUCAGCCUUUUAAGUUACUUUACCAUGCACUGCCCAGCCAUCUGAGUACUCCGGCAUGGGUCCUUUGUGCCAGUGAUAUAUAUACAUCCCUCCCAUGUGUCAUUGUGGGUUCCAGUUCAGUUCCUCUCUCUGUCUCUCUCUGUUCUGACUCUGUCCGUCUGUCUCGUAUCAUCUCCCUGUCUUCUUCUCGUGAGAGGAGCGACCGAAGAAGAUAGCUGAUGUUGCUGCUGUGGGCCGGCGUUGCAAGCGAGCAAGGCAUAUUGAGCGAGAAUCUUUGGUGGGACCUUCCUUUAUCUUCUGCAUAGAAAGGUGACUUAUCUUUCUUCACCUAUUGUGGGGCUCCUCUUCACUCAGCACAGUCUCUUUCUCUCCUUGUGGUGAUUCUUCUCAGAUAAUCCACCGUGGUGUUCCUUAUCCCCAAGGUGUUUGUGCUAUUCGGUUACUCUUCAAUCCCCACUUACCUCCUCCAGUACAGUUUUGAAGCAGCAUUGUGAAGAAGGUCGAUCCUAGUCCGUGAAGCUGUCAUGUUCAGUACCUCAAAUAUCCUCCCCUUGUGUCGGGUAGGUGACAGGCAGUGCGAGUUUUUCUUUGAUGUUAGUGGCUCCCCGUCAUGCAUGGGGUGCUAAUACUUCAUACCUCCUCCCUUUACGUCUGGCCGUAUCAGAGUGAGUCACUUGUACAUAGGCCUUGAUGUGAGCUGCCUCAAAAGCCUUACUGACUCACUUUCUUCACUAAAAACGUCGUGGUACCCAACAUAAAUACUUGUACCACUAGUUACUUCCAAGUACAGUAUCUUGUAUGAAUGUAGGUCGGCAUGAUGAAUGUGAUGUGGCCUCCAGUUUUGGAUCUAGUUACCUAGUGGCCCCAACAAUUGCCAGUGCCAAAUAUUUGUGUUUCUGCAGCAGUCAUUGUAGCCCAACCUUCUUUUUUGUAUAUAAGUAGGGGUCUUGGGCAGUGAACUGAGUAGAUGGUAGCAUUGUGAGCAAUGCCAAAACUCCCUGCGGGGGAGUAAAUAUUGCUGGAAUAUUUUGAUCUUUUUUUGGAAACUUACAGAUAUUUCAUCAUGUAAUGGAAGUGUUCAAAGGUGAUACCUCAUUUGUGCGG